GUUUUCGCGAUAGAUUUCUUUAAACCAAUAUUACCUCUUUGAUAAUGAACGUGUAUCUGUGAGUACCUAUGAAACUGCGAAUACAUUGGGCUGGAUAAGGUUAUCUAAUUAAUUGCGGGGAGGAUGCAGCAGACACCAUCGAGUACUUGGCAAAGCGAAGGUUUCUGCAGCUAGGCACGAGCAAAAUACCUGCCCAAUCCGUGGUGUCUGUCUUAGAAGCUGCAUGAGCGACAAGUAGGUACCUCACAAGUUAAAACCCUCAAAGUUGAUCAAUCCAAUCGCGGCCACGUGCUGCGAUGUGGUGGUUAUCAUGAAUUGGUAGGUCUAUCUUUAAUCAGACAUAUAAGUAUUGUUCAUUCCCUUCUGCAUGUUACCGGCCUUCCACAUGUCUCACAGGAUUUGCGUCUUUCCUCUGUCAAAAUGUAUCUCCCGGUAGUUUUGACUACUUUAUCACUGUUGUCAGUCACUACUGCACACAAAGGCCAUAAACGGCGAUCCGUUCCGUCAAGUCCUCAAGCAUUGAACAAAACAAUCACAAAUACAAUUCCAAAUGCUGCUGGAGGUCCAACCCUUUACUAUAACGGGACUGGUCCUGUACCUUCUUACAACGAGACCUCUCCUAUCCCAGCACCAUUGCCUAUCCUAAGGUAUGACUAUCUAUCCCUUUUCUGUACCGUCACUAACUACCACUAGCAAGCAGGAGAUUGAAGAUAAUAUCUUCAAUGAGAUCCAAGGAAUUGUUAAUGGGAAUGGACUCACUACGGAAUGCUCAAAAUGCAUUGCCGGCACCGAAGUAAUGCAUCUUGCAGCUAUCAUGCAACCCGUGGAUACCAUUGUGAACCUUCUUAUUCGUGCCUGCGAAGCCUUUCCAAAAGUCUACGACAGCAUUUACGCAGAGACCUGUUAUGAGGAAUACUCUGGAAUUGGUGGAACUGGUCCGUAUCUUGCUCAACUGUUUGCCAAAAUGAGCAUGGCUACCGAUGAUAUGCAAGGUUACUGUUUUUAUGUAUGGGACACUUGUAGCUUACCCCCAACCAUACUUAUCGAUGAAUCUGCAUACUUUAAACCAAAGCCAGCCAACAAGAGAGUGGCCCCUAAACCAUCUAGUAAGUUCUAGCAGUCGGUCAAUCCUCGGUAUAUUAAGUCUAAUCACUCAAUAGACAAGACCAUUGAUGUUCUACAUCUCUCGGAUUGGCAUUUAGAUACACGAUAUGAUAUCGGUAGUGAAGCCAAUUGCUCGCAAUACAUGUGUUGUAGGCCAUAUUCAACAAAUAACGUACUUAAUACGACGAGUACUAACCCAUCCGUACCGGCGUCUCGGUUUGGAUACUUUUAUUGCGAUGCUCCUCCUGAUUUAGCUCUCUCAGCAUUUUCAACAAUGGACCAAUUCAUCAACAGAUCUAACGUGGCCUUCACGAUAUUUACUGGUGAUAUCGUGAGCCAUGAUAACGAUGACCAAAUAAGUAGAGCUUAUGUAGAGUAUGAAGAGACGGUUACCUACCAGACCUUCAAAGCCCAAAUGAAAGAUAGCCCUAUCUACGCCACUCUAGGAAAUCAUGAUUCCCUCCCAGAAGCUUUGAAUACGCCAAAUUCCAUCAACAACUCUACAGGACAAUCAAAUGUGUUUUCUUGGAACUACAAUUUAUUGUCCAGCUUAUGGCUUAACAAUGGGUGGAUCGACAGUAAAGCAGCUCAGUAUGCCUCAAAUCAUUACGGUGCAUAUGCCACUGUCACGUCUCAAGGUUUAAAAAUUAUCUCUAUCAAUACGGACUUUUGGUACACGGACAAUAUCUUCAACUUCUUCAACAUGACAAAUCCGGACACUUCUGGGGUUCUCACCUUUCUUGCCAACGAGCUUCAAAAGUCGGAAGAUAUUGAUCAACGUGUUUGGAUCAUUGGACAUGUUCUUCCUGGAUAUGACGGCUCCCAAGCACUACCAAAUCCAACAGCUUUAUUCUAUAGUAUUGUUGCUAGGUUUUCGCCAGCAACAAUCGCGGGAAUAUUCUUUGGUCAUACACACGAAGAACAGCUUAUGAUCUAUUAUGAUUACCUGCCAAACUCGACAAUCUCUAGCAAUACAAAUUCGAUCAUCCGUGACACCAGCCUAGUUGAUUACAACAAUCCUCUCCAAGUUGGAUAUGUUGGGCCUUCUAUUACCCCUCUCAGCGGGAACAAUGCUGGGUGGGUCAACCUUCAGGUCGAUGCUUCAACUUUCUCUGUCGUUAAUGCUCAGACUUACUUCGCUAAUAUGUCCAAUGCUAACCUAUGGACAACCCCCAUAUGGGAAUUUGAGUAUGAUAAGCGCCAAAUAUACGACCCCAAUGCAACUUGGCCUUCCAAUGCUCCUCUAGACGGCGCUUUUUGGCAUGGAGUAACCGAAAAUAUGUUGGCAAACAAUUCUUUAGUGGAAGUUUAUAAUUUCCUUGAGACCAAAAGUUCUGCGGUGACAAAAAGUUGUAACACGGCAGCUUGCGCAAAACAAAAGGUUUGCUAUCUGAGAAGCGGAAGUGGGGCUUUGGGAUAUGCUUGUCCUUACAAAGAUGGCCCUUUUUGAGUGCAUUUCCAGUUUGUGGGCAAUAAAUAUAUACACGGCAUAAUGCAGUUAUUAGUAUCUUUCCCAUAGGUUACCAUCACUUCCUUGCAUGCAAUAAAUUCUGCGUUUCUAUAGACCUGUAAAUACAAUUCAUCAACUCCUCGUCAUCGGUAACCUGUAGGUAGCCGAGUAGCCGAGUAUAUGUAUGUAGUAUCAUAUUCUGACG
Molecule: messenger RNA, 2759 nt
Organism: Sclerotinia trifoliorum
Lineage: Eukaryota; Fungi; Ascomycota; Leotiomycetes; Helotiales; Sclerotiniaceae
Source: the annotation of a GenBank genome assembly